Vanessa tameamea is the source of this 2284-nucleotide messenger RNA. RefSeq names its product golgin subfamily A member 2. The record is from RefSeq and is a predicted model, not a curated record. Gene Ontology annotation, cellular component: cis-Golgi network; Golgi cis cisterna; Golgi apparatus. NCBI's taxonomy places the organism in Eukaryota, Metazoa, Arthropoda, Insecta, Lepidoptera, Nymphalidae. Gene Ontology annotation, biological process: Golgi organization. The transcript has 4 exons. The coding region runs from base 190 to 2262 and encodes 690 amino acids.
UAUUUAUUGACAAUUCAUAAGUCAACAUAAUCGAUUUUUAUGUGAUUAGUCGGAUUAAAGUCAUAAAUAAAGAUAAUUGAAAUAAUUCUGAUUAUAUUACUAUUCAAAGUCAGAGUGAAAACUAAAAUUCAUAAUAUAAUUUAACUAGAAUUCAAUUUCAGUUUGUUCUUCUCUUCUCCUUGUUAAAACAUGGAUAUAAGAGCCGAAAAGUUAGCUAAGGCAAGAAAAAAGUUAAGAGACCAUCAAGAAAAGAAAGUUGUAACUGGUCAAAGAGAAGAAAUAUUGGACGAACAGAAGCCUAAAGGUAGUUUAAAUGACAAUUUGAUGACUGUUAACAAAACUGUUCUUGAUCGUAAUCAUGGAAUAAAUGGAAAACAAAAAGAAUCUGUUGUUGACAUGGACACAGACAAGAAUGGUCCAGAAAGCAAAUCAGACACUAUUACUGAAAUGCUUAUAUCAAAUAAAGCAAACCUCGAAUUACACAUGAAUGAAAUGAGUACUAAACUAGCAAAUUUAGAAUCUCUAUAUGAAUUAGAAAUAAGUAAUCAUAAUGUUUGCAAACAACAAAAUAUUGCCCUACAAAAUGAAAUAAGCGAUUUAAAAACAAAGUAUAAAAUUGCUGUCAAAGAAGUUUCGACAAAAGAUGAAGACAUGGCACGAUUAAAGGAGACACUUGAUUAUCUACAUGAGGAAAAAAAGAAUUUAUUUGAACAAGUUGAAUUAACAAAAUCAAUUUUGAAUAGUAAAGAAUUAGAAAAUGCACAAAUGUUCCAUCAAAUAUCUUCAUAUCAGAGUCAAAUUGAUAUGUUGCAAAUUCAAUUGCAACAAUUAUCAAAUGAUUCUUUUGGUACUUAUGAUCAAGGCUAUAAAAAAAAUCAAGAUACUGAGACACUGUUAGACAAAAUUUAUGAGUUAGAACGUGGCAUAGAGAUGGUGCGAAGAGAAAAAGAUGAACUAAUUGAACAUUAUGACCAUUUUGCGCAAGAUAGAAAUGAGCAACUACAGUUAGAAGAGCGUAAAAAUGAAAAGAUAUCAAGGGAUUUACGUAGACUUUAUGAUAGGGAGCAAAGUCUUGUUGAACAAAUAAGUGAAUUGGAAAUACGCCUACAAAAAAAUAAUAUUAGGAAUGAUGAACUGUGUCAAAACGAAAAACACAACCGAGAAGUCAAAAAACAAUUAAUUGCAACUAAACAAGAACUUGAGGAAAUUAAUUUUAAAUAUAAAGAACUUCAAAAGCAACACAUGUACUGCCAAGAAAAAAUUCAAGCACUAACUCAAGCUAAAGAAAUUGAAAAUUAUGAAAAUAGCAUAUAUAAGCAAGAAAAUGUUAAUAUUUCUAAACUAAAUGCAGACAUAGUGAGUGACAAAUUGGCUGCACAAAGAGCAACAGAACAAAAUGAAAAGUUGAAAGUGGACAUUGAAGACUUGGAACAAAUUAUAGUUAAAAUGGGUAAAGAUAAGUUAGAGUUGACUGAGAAAUGGACACAUGAAAAACAAUUAAAUAAAGGAUUAGCCCUGAAAUUAGCAGAAGUAGAAGAGUGUGUUAAAAAUUUGCAGAAUCAACUAAAAGCUAAAGAUGAUGAAAUGAUAAGAUUGCUAAACGAAUAUAGGGAAAUGGAGAGAAAACAUGAAAAUACAUUGAAAGAUGUCAGUGAAAUGAAGCAAAAUUUAGAUUCAGAUAAUAUUCAGGAAUGUUCACAUGAAACACAAAACAAAACUGAUUUAGAUAAAGAGAAGACGUCACCUCUAACACCAAUACCACAAUCAAACACAAAAGUUAAACUAGACAAUUUAUGUAUACCCAAAGAGGAUGCGAUGAUCAAACUUCAAGAACGCUUUUUAAAUAUCAUGGACGAAGUUGCCAACUUAUCUGAUGAAAAACAUAGAUUGGAACAUAUUAUUCUCCAGCUACAAAACGAAACGGAUACUAUUUGCGAAUAUGUCGCGCUUUACCAACAACAACGAAGUUUAUUGAAGAAAAGAGAAGAAGAAAGAAGUAAUCAAUUAAAAAUAUUCCAAGCUGAAUGUGACAAAUUAAAACGUCAUUUAGAAGAAUUAAGUGAUCUUCUCUUAAGAUUCGCAGCUGACGAGGAGCUAGCCUCAUUUUUAAAAGAAGAAACUAGACAUACUGAUUUGGCUAGAGUGAAAGAAUUGCUCGAAAAGCUGCAAAAUUGUUCAUUAAUCAAUCCCAAAUUUAAAAACUUAGACUUAAACGUAUUUUAUCCCUGUCAUUGUUGCUCUGGCCAACUCAUCGAUAUUUAAAGUAAUCAGUUAAUAAACAGCA